Lodderomyces elongisporus is the source of this 795-nucleotide messenger RNA. RefSeq lists its product as uncharacterized. Lineage: Eukaryota; Fungi; Ascomycota; Pichiomycetes; Serinales; Debaryomycetaceae. The record is from RefSeq and is a predicted model, not a curated record. Gene Ontology annotation, cellular component: endosome; BLOC-1 complex. Gene Ontology annotation, biological process: regulation of protein localization; endosome organization. The transcript has a single exon. Bases 1 to 795 code for a protein of 264 amino acids.
AUGAUUGAUCAAAAAGACAAUAAUAGCAACAAACUUGGUGACAACGAUGCAGAACAAGUAGAGAGCAAUACAAGAGACAUCCUGGAUUUUGCAAUGGCUAGUCUGGAAAACUUUAAUUUCCAAAGACUCAGUGAACAAGAGGAAGAGACAAAACGAGUGAUAGGACUGGAUCAUCAAAAAGAGCUUGAACAGCUUAAAGAUUCGGAUGAAAAUGAAUUAGACGUUAGUCUGUUUUAUAAGAGAAGAACUACUAACAUCAGCAAUGAUCUGAUCACUUACUCAGAAACUGAUGACGAAUAUGUACAUAGCGAUACAGAGAAUUCUGUUGACUCACGAACUAUUCUUCGUGAUUUUGAAUUGAGUGGCAAUAACGUGUCAGGUCUCUUGGACCAUGCUUCUUAUUUUUCAAACUCAUUGUUAUCUGCAUUGGACUCGAGUGACUUGGACAAGACGCUAGUUGUAGGUGCCCAGCUAAGCGGGAAAUUAAACAAUGAGAACCAAAAAUUGUUAGAGCAACGCAAAAUUUUGAAUGAAAGUUUUACUCGAUUGCACCAAUUGUUCAAACAAAAUUUCGAAACGCUCGGUUCUGAUAAGCUAUCCAGAGUGGAGCGUUUAAACAAAAAUAUAAAGUCCAUUGAAGCACGUAUAGAAAAGCUUCGCAAUGGCACAAAGAGUCUGCUGCUCAGCAUACCAUUUAAAAAGAAUAAACACCGUCUUGGACUUGCGCAAAUGUAUCCCAUCGAGUUUCAUCAAGCAAGAGAUAAAGUAUUGGAACGUCCAAUAGAUGAAGAUUAA